Molecule: messenger RNA, 993 nt
Organism: Aphanomyces astaci
Lineage: Eukaryota; Oomycota; Saprolegniomycetes; Saprolegniales; Verrucalvaceae
Exons: 4
Coding region: 1-993 (330 amino acids)
Source: RefSeq, a predicted model, not a curated record
AUGAGCAGAGCGCAGCGAGUUGAACAUGGACUUUCGGCGCCCCACGACCAAGUCCUCCAUCCCCCUACAAGUCUUGGCAUGGACGACGACGACAUGGAGCUCCUGUCGCCUGCCGAUCUCAGCUCCGUCAAUCUUACAACACCCCCUCCUCCACGCGGCCUCCCAACCAUGUGCAUCCGAAUCGCUUGUCCGGAUAGGACAAAGACCCGUGGCAAGGCAGCGACACGAGCGAUUGGGGGGCGAUGUGUCGUGCACACGACGCGCCAUCAUGCGCAACGGAUCCUGCUGAAGCAUGGCGACAUGGCAACGCAGGACGACGAGCAAUGGGAUGACCUGGCGAUCCUCAAGGCAUUUGACGCAGCUUUGAACAAGCACAAAGCAGCACCCACAUCAACUGCAGCGCCAACCAAACCCAAGAAGGCAGCUCCAACUCAACCCACCCAGAAGCAGCAUAUCCCUGCGCGGGCAAGUCCCCCGGUCUCACCAGCACCCUCGUACGACGAACGCCAUCAUGUCCCGCAACCAACAUCGUCGUUCCACCCUCCAGCUUCCCCUUACACAAACCACCGACCACACGAACCUUUCCCACAAUACCAUCUCCACGCUGGGUACCAGCAUGCUCAUUUCGACGGAGGCCACCCGUCGUCCCAAGCACCAUCGCCCUAUCCUUCAGCUCAUGCAUCUCCUGCGACGUCGACGUCGUAUGCUGAUGCGUAUGCCCGAGCCUAUGCACACGCCAUGACGCACGGACAAGGAAGUUCCAUCCCACCGCUGCACACCCAACCGACUUUCAACGCCUUCCACCACCAUCAACAUCCCGCCCACGCACCUGCCGCCGCAGUACCUUCCUUUGGACCAGACACGUCGCUCCCUGCCAUCGAGGGGGACGACGACCUGUCGAAGCUGCUCUUGUCGUGGUACCAGUCGGGGUAUUAUGCAGGGCGGUACAAAGCAAUUCAAGAAAUGAAACAGCAGCAAAUGUAUCGCCGGUGA